Nezara viridula (southern green stink bug) is the source of this 5929-nucleotide messenger RNA. The record is from the annotation of a GenBank genome assembly. NCBI's taxonomy places the organism in Eukaryota, Metazoa, Arthropoda, Insecta, Hemiptera, Pentatomidae.
CCCCAUGUUACCUACCAUUCCUUUCGCGGGUAAUAUCAUUGACUCGAGAAGAGAGUUAUACAAUAUUUUAAGUAUGGCUCAAAGAACUUUGUUUAAUUAUUUCACAAAAUCUCCUGUCGCCUCGUCUCCUAAUAGUGUUAAAGAAGCUCCUAAAACUCCCGAAACAAAGAAUCAACUUGACGAAACGUCGAAAUUAGGAAGUAAAUCCUUCAAAACACCUACAACCAAGAGUCAGUCAAAAAAGGCUAGUGAAAUUAAAACACCGAAAAAUAGUUCUAAUGGUGUAAAAAAAGAGAAUUCUGAAACUCCAUCAACAGGAAAAAAAGCUAUUUCCAGGAAAAGAAUCAUUGAACCUGAAGAUGAUUUUGAACUUGAAGACAGUCCCAAAGAAAAACCAGAAGGAUACCUUCUUGACAGUGAAGAUUCUGGAGAUGAAUAUGUCCCAGAUGACAAUCAAUCAGAUGAUGAUGAUGAAGUCUCUGAACUGUCUGAGUCUGAGCCAGCAACACAUUCAGAAGAAGAAAGUCCCGUGAAGGCAAGAAAAAGAAAAAGAGGUGACAAUAAAGAAAAUAAACCAAAUAAAAGAAUUCUCCUGUCAUCAUUCAUCAGCGGCAGCAGUAAAACUCCAACGAGAGAGCCGAUGAAACCUGUUUCAACUCCUAGUAGCAGCGAGAACCAUUCUGGUGGAGGCGAUGGUGAAGGAAAAACCUGGACUUAUAUGAAUUUUGAAUUUCUUAAACCUGAAAAAAUACGUGAUGGUAAAAAAAGACGCCCUUCAGAUCCUAAUUAUGAUCCUAGAACCCUCCACGUCCCGGAAGACUUCCUGAAGGGACUUACACCAGCUAUGCGACAAUGGUGGGAAAUGAAAGCUAAGAAUUACGAUUGCAUACUUUUCUUCAAAGUAGGGAAGUUUUAUGAGUUUUAUCAUAUGGAUGCUGUUAUAGGUGUCAAAGAAUUGUCCUUAACUUUCAUGAGAGGAGAAUAUGCUCACUGUGGAUUCCCCGAGAUAGCUUAUGGCAGGUUUUCAGCUAACUUAGUCGAUAAAGGAUAUAAGGUGGCUCGUGUAGAACAAACUGAAACACCAGAUGCUAUGAACGAAAGAGUUAAACAUAUGUCAAGGCCGACAAAGUUUGAUAAAGUUGUAAACCGUGAAAUAUGCCAAGUCACAACAAAAGGUACAAGGAUAUUCACUGUGGUGGAUGGUGAAUCGAGGGAGGCUCAGGGACAAUAUUUACUUGCUAUUAAUGAAAAGGAGAACGACAGUGUCACUUCAACUUAUGGGGUCUGCUUUAUCGAUACUUCCAUUGGCACUUUUCAUAUCGGACAGUUCAAAGAUGACCGCCACAGCUCACGCUUAAGGACAAUGAUAGCUCUGUAUCCUCCAGUCCAGGUACUAUAUGAGAGGAAUAGAAUCUCCAAACGAACCAAACAACUUCUUGAUACAUCGUUGAGUGGUGCUGUUAAAGAAGCGUUGGCUCCAGAGUCUGAGUUUUGGUCUUCUACCUCUACUCUGACAAAACUUGCUGAAAGAAAGUAUUUUGGAGAGGAAGGUUUACCUGAAGUAUUGAAAAAUUUUGUGGGGAACAGUGAUAGUUUAGGAUUGACAGCUGAUGAAGAAAGUGAAUUGGGUGUGAGAUCCCUCGGAGCAGCUAUAUGGAUGCUGACUCGUUGCCUUCUCGAUUACCAACUUGUUUCCUUGGCACAGUUUAAAAUUUAUAAGCCAAUCGAUAUUGAGCUAUCUCCAGAUUCGAUUAAAACGCAAGAUAUUACCAGUAGGCAUAUGAUAUUAGAUGCGGUCACUUUGAGAAAUUUGAAUGUAAUUGAUAAUGGCUGUGGAGGUCUUCAAGGAACAUUGCUGCAUCAAAUUGAUCAUUGCAGCACUCCUUUUGGUAAAAGGUUGCUUCGAUACUGGCUCUGCAACCCACUGACGAAUAUUGAUAGUAUUAAAGCUCGCCAAAUAGCAUUAAAUGUUCUCUUGGAAAAUACAAGCAUUCUCACUGAUGCCAGCUCAAUGCUAUUGAAAGUGCCAGAUCUGGAAAGACUUUUAUCGAGAAUUUAUGCACAAAGCUCCAAAGGAUUAGAAGGAAGUCAUCCUGACAACAGAGCAGUGAUGUUUGAAGAAAAAAUCUAUUCGAAGAGGAAGAUAGCUGAAUUUAUUUCUGUGUUGAACGGUUUUCAAACUUUACAAGAUGUUGUUAAACUAAUUCAAGAAUCCAGCAAUAUUGCUAGUGGGUCUGAAAUUCUUUGCAACUGUACAAAUUUUCCUUCCUGUGACCCCUCAGGAAGUUUCCCAGAUCUGACGGAGCAUUUAAAUUUCUUUAAGAAUGCUUUCGAUCAUGAAGAAGCUGAAAAGGAAGGCCGAAUUGUCCCUAGUGCUGGUGUCGAUCCAGAAUAUGACAGUGCGCUAGAUAUGUUAGCAGAAGUUGAAAAGGACGGAAAAGCUUACCUCAGGAAACAGUGCGAAUACUUUGGCUGUAAAGUCACAUUCACUGGCGCUGAUAAGAAGAGGUUUCAGCUGGAGGUUCCGGAAGGGGCCGCCAGGAAAGCAAACGACGGCUAUGAGUUACAAGGGCAGCGUAAAGGUUUCAAAAAAUAUUGGACGGCUGAAACCAAGGAGUUGUUAGAAAGGCAAUUUGCUGCUGAAGAACUAAAGAACAAUGCCCUUUUAAACCUAAGAAAAAGGAUAUUUUCACGUUUUAGUGACAAGAUCGAUGACUGGAGCAAAGCAUUGAACUGUGCAUCCGUGCUUGAUGUCCUCAUGUCCCUCGCCAAGUAUUGUCAAAGCAUCGAAAGCAACAUUUGCACUCCGCAGUUCUACGAAUCAAGCAGAUGGAGCAAACCGUACGUAAAUAUUAAAGAUGGCAAGUUUCCAUGUGGGUCAGGCGAUUUCAUACCAAACGAUACCGAGAUUGGAGGCGAGGGCCCAAGCAUUCUCUUGCUGACCGGCCCUAACAUGGGAGGCAAGUCCACUCUCAUGAGGCAGCUCGGGUUGCUUACUAUACUAGCGCAGAUGGGUAGCAUGGUCCCUGCGUCAGUCAUGGAACUCUCCGUUGUUGACAGGAUUUUUACAAGGAUUGGAGCACAGGACGAUAUCAUGGCGGGUGAUUCCACAUUUUACCUAGAACUUUGCGAAACUUCUGCAGUACUUUCUCAUGCUUCAAGGCAUUCACUCGUACUCAUUGAUGAAUUAGGUCGAGGAACUUCAACGUAUGACGGAACAGCCAUCGCAGCUGCUGUACUGAAAGAACUUUGUAGAAUGCAAAGCAGACUCAUAUUUUCUACCCACUACCAUACUCUCGUCGACAGCUUCAAAGGUGACCCUAACAUUGGAUUGGUCCAUAUGGCGUGCAUGGCAGAGAACGAAGACGAAGAAGGCUCAGAGGAAAAUGUGACGUUUCUCUAUAAAGUGGCGUCAGGCGGUUGCCCCAAAUCGUAUGGGUUCAAUGCUGCUCGCCUGGCCGGUGUACCGAGGCACAUCACCCUUAACGGCGCAAAGAGAGCUCAUGAAUUGGAGGAAGAGGUGGUGAGAAGAAAAAUGUUUAGAGCACUCUUCACGUCUGAAAAUCCUGCCGACAUUAUCAGGCAGUUGAAAUGAUAGCCACUACUUUAAAAAGUAUUAUUCAAAAAGACUAAGUUACCUCUCUUGUAUUAAUGUUUGUCGUUUUUUAAGUAUACUUUUCAUUAUGUUUUUUAUCUUAUAAAUUUUUCUUAUCUAGCAUUACGCGAACCUAAUGCUACCUACCUAGCAAGGUUCACAGCAUUACAAGCCUUGUAAUAUCACUAUUUUAUGAUGGAUUUAUAUUAAUUAUGAAUCUAGCAUAUUGUUGAUCCAAUUAUUUUAAUGAAACCUUUUGGUUAUUAAUCAAGGUGUCAUUGUAAUAGAUUAUGAUAAGAUAAUCUGAUGAAUGCUUUAAGUAACUAUUACUUUUGUAUAUUAAACUGCAUGUAGUAUGUAGGAACAUGUUUACGUUUUAUUUAACUAUAAGUAAUUUUAAAUAUGUUUUGAUGUUGAGUAUUUAGAAAAAAUAAAAACAUCACUUGUAUAUUAAAUCUAUAUAAGAUUAAAUGUGAUAUACAGGCCCUCGACUUUCAUACUCUUUUUUUUUUUUGUGUGUGUAAAUUAAUCAAUUCAGAUUUAAUUGAUAUAAACGAAUCAUGUAAUACUUUGUAUUUUGGUCCCAAAUGAAUUAUGUGCUCAUUCUCGAGCAUUCUUCCUUGAGCAGUUUUAAUGACUCAUUUUAUUAAAAGUCUGGGAUAACCUGUAAUUAAAUUUAAUAUUAAUCUCCUUAGCCAUGAAAAAUUUAUAAUUAAAUUUAUCUCUCUAUUAAUAAUAAAUAAGAAUAAUUGCUCUUUAACUCAGGUUUCUAGUACUUAUGGAUAAAUUGUUAGUUGUAUAUAUGUCACUUUAUCUGCAGUUUAGUGUUAACAUAGAUGAGGAAUGGCUGUAAAAAAAUAAUAAUACUAUGUUUCUAUCAGUUUCUUUUCACAAUUCAAUAUACUCUCUCCAAAUGGUCCCUCAACCUCUUCAUGUUCUAUGUAAAUUCUUUGGAAAAAACAAGUUCAUGGUUUUCAGUUGUUUUUUUAUAACAACUCUAACAAGCACAGUCCAAGAAUCUCCAUUUCUUUCUCCCCUCGAAGUCAUGUUAUUUAUAAAGAAUUGUCUGAACUCGAACCUAGUGUGACUUCUUUUGAGUUGUAGAUUGUGAUCAUUUGUUGUUAUUCUUUGGCUUAGUGAAUACUUGGAUACAAAGUUGAAUGAGAAGACAUGUAUAUAGACUAUAUAUUCAUCUACACACAGUUGAAUACUUUGUUCCCGAUUAGUAGCUAAAUAAAGCUGAGUUUUUUUGGUCUGCUCUAAUGAACAAAUGAAAAAGAGAUGUUGGUAGAAGCGUUUUUUUUUUCAAAUUGUCCUUGAUACUAUUACAAUUUACUUUCUUUGACUUUUUAAAUUUUUUUUUGUUCCUCAUGAUGCACAGUGUUGAAGUUUUCUUUUUUUUUUCUCUCUCUUCUACAUCUCUACAAACACUAAAUAUUUUUUCUUGGUACAAUUUUUUAUAUUCAGUAUUAGUCAUGUCCCUCAAAAAAUGUUUUGAUCAUGAUAUGGUCUUCUCCGAAGACUAAAUCAUGAUCAAAACAAAGAUAAAAAUUGGGUUAAGGUAUUAUUCUCCAGAGAUAUCACACAGAAUAAUUAGAGACCUCUGAUAAGAAUUACACAUGAUGAAACAACAACAAAAAAAACUUGUUUUUGGACAUAAUUUGUAUCCAAGUGUUCACUUAAAGCUUUAGAAUCAAUCAAAAGUCUGAUCUGAACUUGUGAUCAAAUUUAUUUGACAGAUGCAUGUUUUUUUCUUAUAAUGUCAACGAUACUAAGUCCUUUUAGAACAAAGGUUGAAGUCUAUUGUUUAAACUAGAAGCAUAGGCUAUUGUUUGUCUGCUAAACAAUCAGUUAUUUUUUUAUAGCUACUCCUCAUAACUUAUGUAAAGAUUUGUGUUAUUUUUUAAUUGUUGUUUUACAGUUCCUCAUUGUUAACUAUUAAUAAACUUCUAGUAUUAUUUGUAUUUUUAUUUGUUCCUUUAUAGGUUGAAGAUUAAUUUAACCAUCAAGUGAUAAAGGAUGCAUUAUUACUAAUGGUAAUAAUGGGAGGAGGGAGGAAAUAUUUUGAUAUUGUAAAUAAAAAUGUUUUGUGGGCAGGAAUAUAAUAAGCAUGAAAGGAUUGGGGCGACCUGGUUAGUUAUCAAGUGAACUGAUACUUGAUGUAAGAUUAUAACUUUUUAAGUCAAAUGAUACUUCGGGGCGAGCUGAUCACUUAAUAAUUUCAUGUAUGUUUAAAUUUUAGGCAAAAUUAUUUUUUAUUUCUCCUCCACAGUGGCUACGUUUUGGCUAUGAUGUCAUCUAUAAGACUCAUACAAAUUCAGUUCAUAAAAAAAC